Messenger RNA from Aspergillus pseudotamarii, 1357 nucleotides. RefSeq lists its product as uncharacterized. The coding region runs from base 99 to 1124 and encodes 341 amino acids. NCBI's taxonomy places the organism in Eukaryota, Fungi, Ascomycota, Eurotiomycetes, Eurotiales, Aspergillaceae. The transcript is spliced from 2 exons. The record is from RefSeq and is a predicted model, not a curated record.
GGAACCCCCCAAACCGUUUACUUUUAUGGCUCUGUUAUUCCCUCGCGGCUGCCCGAGGUUGGCUCGCCAUCAGGACAUUGGACAUAUAAUUCCAGAGCAUGUCGGACCCCGAUCACCCGCAAGAUGGAUGCAUUGACCGUCCCCCGGGCACGGAGUGCGGCGCUGGAACGACACAUUCCACCCAUCCCGAUCCCCAUCGUGUGGGGAAUUGUCGGCCUUGGUCAAGAGUAUCGGCCGGCUUGAGGGCAACCGAUAUCACGAUCCACAAAAUCAACACGUUCAUCUCGAGCUCCAUCGGCCAGGACACCGCCCUCGGCUCCAUUGAAUAUCUCUCACAUGCCUUACAUUACUUGCUCCUCUCGAGAAUCUGGCGAAAACUAAAGACUCGCCUCUAUGCUCUUCUCCGAAGGAUGCAGAGACGUAAACCGACUCCAUGUCACGGUCCAUCCACCCCUCCGCAAAUCCAAACACCGGCCUGGUCACCGCUACUGUCACUGUCAUCGUUGAUGUUCGACACCCGUUGCACUCUCCGUCUGUUGGGAUUAUUCUCGAUAUGGGCCUGGGGCUCUGAGACCGCAACGGCUCCCCCGGCGGAUCGCAUUGUCCGCGAACUAACACGACUUCAGCUGGUGGCGACCACAGCGUACCAACUGUUAGAAAAUGUCGCCUUUCUCAUGUCCAAACAUGUUCUGCCGGAGAAAUUAUGGCAGAGGUUCGACAGUGAAAAACUGUAUUCUUGGAGUCUUCUUUCCCUGUGUGCGCAUAUGAUGCUCCAGGUGGGCAAGCUGUGGCGGGAGAGUAUACUGAGAACGAGAGCAGACCCGAAGGCAGUGUCAUCCACGAAUGGUCGGAUCACCAUGAUUGAUAAGGAGGCGGGAAGCGCCAGUGAAGCCGGCGACCAUGAUCCGGACGUAUUAACGCGGCGAGAGGAAAUCAUCGCCGCCCGGAAGAGCUUGGUAUCAAGCCUGACCUGGGGAGCAUUAUGUGCGCACUGGGGCAUGCCGGCUGGGAUUGGGAUUCCGGAGGCCUUCAUAGGGGCCUUGAGCUUUGUUGCGGAUGCAUGGGAACUAAGGGAUACGUGGGGUUCAAUGGACGUUCCAUCAGUUGGAUGUCUCAAUGGCUGAAGUGCUGGAGAUAUACGGUAGCGCAGUAUUUACGUCGUCCAGAAAAUCAAUGCCUCAUACUCGAUAGGGAUCGUCCAAAUGAAGAUCGGUGACCCGCCGAAUAUGGAUCUCAUUUAUACUAUGGGUGUGAGUUUACCUUGUAUCAUGGUGACUAUCGAUGAAAGUCCUAUUGCUGCGAUCUGUCUACGUCAUUCUAUCCAGCACCGAGGGUGGAACAACGGAUCUAAUUCGAA